UUCUCAAAUCACUUAAUUAAACUCGUUUUCGUAGUUUCCUUCUUCUACACCACCAUCAUCUUUGUCUUUAAUUACAAUCGAAAUAUGGUGUCUGAACAAUUGAACCUUAUUCGAAAUAUUGUGGCAAUAAUAGGGAAUGGCAUCGCUCUAUUUUUGUUCUUAUCACCAACGCCAACGUUCAUACAGAUUGUGAAAAAGAAGUCAACAGAGGAAUAUUCACCAGUACCGUAUUUAGCGACUCUCAUAAACUGCCUCGUUUGGGUUCUGUAUGGGCUCCCUAUGGUACAUCCGCACAACACACCGGUCCUUACAAUCAACGGCACAGGGAUCAUAAUCGAAGUUGUGUUCAUUACCAUUUUUUUCGUUUACUGCGGCCGUCAAAAACAGCGUUUGGUAAUAGCCGCUGUUUUAGCGGGUGAAACCGUUUUCGUGGCUGUUCUCACAGUGUUGGUCUUCACUCUACAACACACUACCAAAGAACGUUCGUUGAGCGUUGGAAUCAUUUGUUGCGUUUUCAACGUGAUGAUGUAUGCUUCUCCAUUAUCUGUCAUGAAAACGGUAAUAAAAACAAAAAGCGUGGAGUUCAUGCCGUUUUGGCUGUCGCUAGCUGCGUUUCUAAACGCAGGCGUUUGGACAGUCUAUGCACUCAUACAAUUCGAUCCAUUCAUCGCUAUACCAAAUGGAAUUGGAUGUGUAUUUGGACUGGCCCAAUUAAUAUUGUACGCUGCUUACGAUAAAUAAUGGCGGAAAGAAAUAUCCAGUGCGUUCGUUCGUAUUGACUAUUGAGAAACCCACAAAUUUCAAUCAACGGCUUAACGGCGUUUGAUUUGAUCUUCUCACACUAUUAUUUACCGUCCGAUUAUCAGCCUUUUCAUUUAAGUGAAAACUUCGUCACACUUUUUGCAAUCUUCGUUCAUGAAUUCCAGUGUCUGUUAUUUUAGGAGCAAUGUACUCUUUUCAAAGUACUGGGUGUUAUGUUAUAACUUAUAAGAUUAUGUGGGCUCAAAUAAAAACUAAUCUAUCACCUUGACACCUUCAUCAUUCAUAAUAUGCUGCCUAGGGUUUUAGGGACUUGAGGUGAACUUUAAAAAAAAAAUUCUGCUUAGAAAUAAGUUUGUAGUUAUAAAUUACAAAGAAUUAAAACAAAAAAUAAUCUUAAGAAUGUGUCAUAUAAAAUGUAUGGAUUAAAGCCUUCGGUUCAAACCUAAGUGAUUCACCACCUUCCAUCUCCAAGUUUUAUAACUAGUCUACUUCAUAAAAAAAUAACUCAUCCCACCAAAUUCGCAGUGUGCUAUGUGUUUAUGGCAUGAAAGUUGUCGUGGAAAAAAAUCUGUAAGUUUCCUCGUUUUAUUACUCAAUUUCUCAAGACAAUUAGUUAGCUGAUUAUGAAGCUAAAUAUAAAAUAAAGCAAGAAUUAAGAUAUAGCAAAUUAGAGCGAGUCUUUAGCAUGUCCUACGAGUGCGCUUGGCCUUAAUAACAAACAAAUCUCUUCUACAAAUUCCAAAUUUUCAACAACACAAAAACAAACUUUACAAAACAGUUUUUAGAAGAAACUUCUUUGAGAGAUACAAGUCACUUAUAAAGAAAGACAUUAUAUAAACUCUUUCUCAGAAAAGAGAGACGCCAUAUACAUAGAGAAAUAUAUAUAUUUUUUUUAAAGGGAAAUGGCGGGACCUGACCAAGCAGCGAAGCAGUCAAGUGAAGUUUUGUGCCAGCGACGAUCGUUAGGGAUAUGUCCUGUGAGAGCAGCAGCGGUUGGAUUUGUGAUAAUUGGUGGACUUGGCUACAUGGUUUUGUACAGUAAAAAGAAGCCAGAAGCUUCAGCAGGUGACGUUGCUAAAGUUAUAUCAGGUGUUGCUGGUACUCCUGAGAAUACUCAUCCUCGCAAUUAACCAUUUUGUUAUAUCUUUUUUUUCUCUCGAUACACUGAAUAAAAGCAAAAUCAAGAUUCCUAUUCUGAAAACUAAAUUUCAAGAACAUUAUCAACAAUAAAAGAUUCACCCUUUCUCAGCAACUUCAGCAUCAGUUUCAAUACGAAAGUUCCAACUCUACAAGACUUCACCAGUAGCUUUUCUCAUAAUCACUAACACUACCCUCUGCAACUUCCCAGCUUCAAGCCAUUCUUUAACAUCACAACAAUAUCAUUCUAUAUAAACGUCUCGAAAGACUCAUAUACAAGAAGAAAUAAUCCAUUUUUUAUCGUAAAUCAGAGAAGUGAUGAUAUAUAAGAUGGAUUAUUCUAAUUGUGAUUAACUAAACCAUGUACAACAUAUAUCUAUAAACCAAUACUUCCCCUCAAGAUGGAGCAUAUAUGUUAAUGUUCCAUCUUGCAGGGUAUAGAGGCUUGUUAGGAUAUCUGCAAGCUGAUUCUCCAAACGAAUGUUAAAAAAUCUUGAUCAUGCCUAACUUAACUCGCUCACGCACAAUAUGGCAGUCACGUUCGACGUAUUUUGUCCGUUUGUGAAAAAAAGAGUUAUUGGCAAUGAGUAUGGCAGCAGUGUAGUCGCAAUACAAAGGAGCAGGGUCCUUAAUUUCAAUCCAGAGAUCAUGAAGCAAAUUUCGAAACCAUAUAAUUUCUCGGACUGCUUUAGACAUCGCUCGAUACUCAGAUUCUGCCGAAGAACUCGUUACCGUGUCUUGCUUAUUUGAUUUCCACAAAAUCAAAGCAGUGCCAACAAACAUACAAUAGCCAGACACACUGCAUCUAGUGUCAUGAGCAUCGACAAAAGCAGACAGCUCCAGAUUUGAAGAAGCAGGGUAGAAAAGGCUAUGACCUAUCGUGCCUUUCAAGUAAUGCAAUAUCCUGUAAGCUGCUUGAAAGUGAGGGGCUCGUGGAGAUGAAGCAAACUGACAAAGUUUGUGGACAGCAAAUGUGAUAGGACUCUGCGUUUUUCAGUAAAUCACCAUCUUCUUUAUUUAUUUAAUAUAAUUCAUUUAUUUAAUUAACUGUUAAAAUAAUUAACUCGUUUGUAAUUUGAAGUUAAUAAUUUUCAACUAAGUAGACUUCUAAAUCUUUUAUAUUCAAAAUUAUCUUUAGCUAUAUUAAACUUCAAAUGUAAAUGUUAAGAUGACUUCUAAUUAAGUUUUCUAAACCUUAAAUGCGAAACAGAAUAACCUUUGAUUUAACACUGUGUCAGAUAUGAAAACAUUUAAUAUAUACAACUAAACACUCGAAUAUAAAUUUCAUAUUUUUAAUAGAAAAAUUACAAAUACUAAAUCUCACCAUAACUAUAAAAAUAGGACUUCACACAUGUAUCAUCAAACCAUAGUGUAAACCAUGAAUUGUACAAUCAAUAUUCUUUCAUUUUUUAUUAACAAACUUUCAAACUAUUCAUAUUUAAAUUAGUUAUAUCAAUUUUAAAUCAAAUUAGUUGUGAUAAUUUUAAGUUUUAAUUAUAAAACCAAAUUAUGGAUGUAAAUUCUACUAUGCAGAUUUCAUCAUUGCUUUCAAAAUUCUCAAAACUAUAAUGGUUGAAAUUUUGUUUUGUUUUGUUUUUUUUUGCUCAAAGGACGUGAUCGUAAUUCACUAUCAUUUCAAGUUAUUAUUGAAUUUGAUUUAGGAAAAUAUAUGUACUUGCAUUAAAAUAUCUAAAUAUUGGUUCUUUUAGGAAAUUGUUUAGGCCUAUUUUUUUGUAACAAAAAACUAUGUUUACUUUAUUUUAGGCAUUUUCUCUUUAAAAAUUCGGUUAAAUUACUUUAUCAUAUUAAAUGGACUGUUUUCUACUUUUAAUGGAUGGAUUACAAAUUAGUAUAAGUUCAAUUAAAAUUAAUAAAACAUACACAAUGUAACUAGUUUAGACUAAAAACACUAAUAUUAAAAAAGUUGUUACUUUAAGAAAAAUAAUAUUUAAUUAAUUAGUUUAACCAAUUAUAAAAAAUGGAUAUUAUUCGAUUGAUUACACUAUAUCCAAUAAAUGUAAAAUUUAUUUAGAUAUUUGGAAACUACUUACAUUUUGAAACAAAAAAAAUUCUUUAAACUACUUACAAUAAGAAACAGAGGGGGUAUGUUUAAGUUUUUUUAACUCUAGCUUAUCUGAGGCAAUUCAUAUUACAAAUAAUAGUAAGCCAUUAUAUGUUGAAGCCCCUUUAGUCCAAUAGUUUAACUAAGGAUUCACUAAUGCUUCUACACCAGUAGGUCCAUGUUUCAAUUCCCGGAGAAAGCGAUUUAUUAAACAAUUAUGCAUGCUACGGAAGAAAGACUUAAAAGAGAUCUUCAAUAUAGUGCAAGUAAACUCGGUCAUACAUGAUUUUUGUAGGACAGCUCAGGUGAUGCAGUUAGACUCUUAUAAGGCAGGUAAUAUUGUCGGUUGUCGAAUUAUGUAAUAUUUCUCAUAAUAAAUCAACUUUAAAAAAAGCCAUUAUAUAAAAAUACUAAAAGACACGUGAUUAAAAGCAUAAUUAUAUAAAAGCAAUUCAUGUUACCAGAUAUAUACGAAUAUACCACAAUAUAAAAGUACAAAUAUAUAUAUAUGCUCAAUUUUUUUAUGGAUGCACAUUCAUCCAUUAUUAACUCUAGCUUAUCCGUGGCAAUUCAUGUACCAAAUAAUAGUAAGCCAUUAUAUAAAAAUACUAAAAAACACGUGAUUAAAACUUAAUUAUAUAAAAGCAGUUCACGUUACCAUAUAUAAUAAUAGACCACUGUAUAAAAAAAAUACUAAAUACACUUGAUCAAAUUUCUUAUAUAAAGAUAUCUCUUGUUGCCAGUCAAAGUUAAAAAAAAAUGAAGUUUUUGAAUUACUGUCAAUGUUGACAUAAAUUAGGGUUAAUAAAAUUUAACGAAUAUUUUGAAAGAUAUGAAUUUCAGAACUUAAAUUAUAUCUGUUUACUUUUAUCGGAUAAAAAUAUAUUAAUUAAUUUAAUUUAAAAUUUUAAUUAUUAUUAUUUUAUAAAUAGGUUAAGUUGUUUUUGUCGCUUUUUGUCCAUAAGUUAAUUUAUCUUGUUAAAUGAGCUUACUGUUUUUUUUCUUUUCUUUCUUUUAAAUUUUAUUUACAUUUUUAAAAGAUUCAAAUUACAAAUUAUUAUAGGUCAUAUGGCAAAAAAAUUAAGUAUUGACUCUAGCUUGCCCCUGAUAAUUGAUGUUACCAAACGGGAAUCAAACCAUCAUAAGCCAAUAUAUAAAAUACUAUAAGACACGUGGUUAAAACCUACUAUAUUAAGCAAUUCAUAAUAAGCCAAACGGGAACCAAACUACAAUAUGGCACUACAAAAUUUAUAAAAAUAUUAAAAGACGCAUAAUUGAGGGCAAAUGCGUGGACAUGAUGUUUAACAUCUACUAUAUGUUAUCUAUAUAUAUUCAUGCGAAUAGGUAUCUACUACCAAGUACCUUCUACCUACAGUAAUACUUUUCUUCAAUGGCUAGUCUACUGCAGAUGGGUUCACCUCUUAUUUACAGGAAUAGCCUUGUGAAGCGAAUCCAACGUCCUCGGUCUUUCACUUGCACCAUAGUAGCCAAAACAACAAGGGCCGAUGAGUCUCCAGUUGUGCUUCGUCGUUCCGCAAACUAUCAGCCUUCUCUUUGGGACCAUCACCACCUCCUCUCGGUCGAGAAUAAAUAUACGGUACGUUAGGGCAUGAUUAAUCCGGUCUUUUAGCCGAGGUUCUUAACUCAUGAUGUCACAUUUUUUUUACACUUUUCAGCUAAGAGACGGCUCUUAUAUAUCUUAUUUAAGAGACGGUUUUUAGUUUUUUUUAGUUUUUAACUAAGAAAAACUAAGAAUUAUCUCUUAGCCGAAACUAAGAACUUCAGUUAAGAAACUGGAGUUAAUCAUGAUCUUAGUAUAUUUCCCAUUAAUAAAAUAUAAAUAUAAAACGAUGUCGUAUAAUUGAGUUCUUGAAUUUUGUUCGUUUUCAAUGUGCACUGGUUUCAGAAAGAUGAAAGUGUGCAUGAGAGAGAUUUGUUGAAAGAAAAUGUGAGGAAGAUGCUCAAUGACGAGAGGACCACUCAUCUCGAACAAUUGGAGCUCAUUGACGAUCUGCAAAAACUAGGCGUUUCUUACCAUUUUGAACGGGAAAUCGACAAUAUUUUGACGUUUACUUAUCACAAAGAUAGAAGAAACUUCGUGGAGUAUGACAUGGAAUACGAUCUACAUGCUACUGCACUCGAAUUCCGACUGCUCAGACAACAUGGUUUCAAUGUUCCAGAAGGUAAAUCAUCACUUGUACAAUGUUAAACCCUCUCUUUAAUAAAUUUCUUCCUUUUUUCCUUUUAAUAGCAUGAUUUAAAAUUU
This is a messenger RNA of Brassica rapa (field mustard), 6227 nucleotides long. Its product is annotated as bidirectional sugar transporter SWEET7. The record is from RefSeq and is a predicted model, not a curated record. Gene Ontology annotation, molecular function: sugar transmembrane transporter activity. Gene Ontology annotation, biological process: carbohydrate transport. Gene Ontology annotation, cellular component: membrane. NCBI's taxonomy places the organism in Eukaryota, Viridiplantae, Streptophyta, Magnoliopsida, Brassicales, Brassicaceae.